AUGCGCUACUCUGGUGCACCAGACAAGCCGAGGGUCACAGAAGGCGAGACGGUUACUUCCGCAGAUGGCAAAAUGGGGCGGAAAAAGAGAGGUGGAGUCGGCGACGGCAUCCAACGAUUGUUUGCAGUCGGAUCCAUGGGGGCCAGUGUUCGGGUCCUGUUUAUCGUAACAGGCAGAGUCACCCGAUUAUCCGGGGUUCCUCUGCUCUUGACGGAAAUGGUGAAGGCUCUACGUGUACGCGGUCUGAGCCCUGAGGGUAUCUAUCGUGUCGCAGACAGGGCCUUCAAAGUCCAGGAUAUAAUACAGCUGGCCAAUUCCCUGUGUGUUCGUCUGGAUUUGGACGAGGAGGCCUUCUAUGGUCGAGACAUCUCGUCAGCAAUCAAGCGGUAUCUGGGUCUUUUGCCCACAAGCCUACUGAAUGCUGACGCCUUCGCCUCCGUCGUGGUGGCUGAGGAU
Molecule: messenger RNA, 456 nt
Organism: Dibothriocephalus latus
Lineage: Eukaryota; Metazoa; Platyhelminthes; Cestoda; Diphyllobothriidea; Diphyllobothriidae
Source: the annotation of a GenBank genome assembly